AAAUCGAACAUCAGAAAGUUGCUGUAACCCUGUGGCGCAAGCUUCAAACCGGCAUUAUGUUUCACACAGACACAGAUUUAGUCAUAAUCUAGAACACAAAAACAUUUUCUGUGGAAAUUUGGAAGGACAGUCCCAGAUGACAACCGUAAACUGUGCAAAACCCUCUAUUUUUUCAUGCAAGUCAUUCUCAGUAAUCUGUUCUUUUUAACCACAAGAAACAAAGUUUUACAUGAUCUUACCAUCAGGAGUUUCAGUUUUUAUUGAGCUUCAACUUCUUUGUUUGACUGACAUUCUAACCCUUUCUGAAGAAUUUGGUUUACUAAGAAAUGAUGAAUACUUGCGUAUAUAAAGCAGAAUAUAAUAAAUAAAUAAAUACACAACAACGCACAUAUGCCCAUACUAGCACGCUAUUUGAAUUGUGAAGUAAGGCCUCAACAUGAAUAUCGGCUUUAUAUGCACAUACAUCCAGACUGACAGGCUAGUGAUAUAGUCUAAUUAAUGUGCCAUCUUUGGUUGAAGUGCAGGACUCUUACAUAAUAGUGCAUCCAUGACAUAAAAAAAAAUACAUUUAAAUAAAAUGUAAAUUAAAAUCCAUGACUUUAAAAAUAAAUAAUAUUGAAAAAAGAAUAGAAAAUAAUCUGUUAUAACCAGAUAAUGGUGCAUGACAUAUGUAAUUCAAUAAACAAAAAAGUUUUAGUUUCGACCUAAAUGGAGAAAACUAAACAGUAACUGGGAGAAAUGCAAAAUGUAAACAUAGAAAUGUAAAAUGUAAACAAAAUAUCAAAAUGAUGAGUGUGCCAGCAAUAAUUUCUUUUUUCAUUCUUUUAAAAGUAGAACAAACAAAAGAGUGAGUCAUAACUUAAGCCACUGGUUUGAGAUACUUGUUUGCAAGUCUCCGCCUCCAUAUCUAAGGAAGGAAGAUGUGGUCCUCACCUACUACUCAUGCAAUAGGCAUGUGUGUGCAUAUCACAUGUGCCACCUUGUCUGUUAUUGGUUGGUGACUCUUCGAAUGUUUCCAGCCAAAGAGUUUUACUUUUAAGCUCAUGUCCUUUAAUUCAUUUACACUUUCUAGCAUCAUUCCUGUGGCAGCAGCGUAAGAACAAUGAGCACCAUAAGAAGUCCCGAGCAUCUAGCAGACACUUGUCUUCCCUCCUCCACGGGCGAGAUCUCGACAAGCAAAGAUGAACCUGGAAGUCUAAGCAGGCUUCUGCCACUCACUGGCUCAUCGUCACUGGCACGACGACUGUUUCACCUCCAGUCGUAUCGCAACCCACUCGUACCCAGUAGACGACGUAAACGCGAGAUGACCCCUGCUGAGAAAAAGGAUGCAUCGUAUUGGGUCAAGCGGCGGAAGAAUAACGAGGCUGCCAAGCGUUCCCGCGAGAAGCGACGACUCAACGACUUCAUGCUGGAGGGACAGCUUCUGGCGCUGAGUGAGGAGAACGCCCAACUCAGGGCAGAGGUGCUGAGUUUGCAGUAUCACAUGGGAAUUGGGCGAGGUCUGGACGUCAAUCAUCCCAUGAUGCCAUUCCACUAUCCUGUUGCGUCCCAUCUCAAGCCUUCCCUGUGGGGUUUGGGUACCGGUGCCGCUGCCGCUGCUCUUUCAGCAAAAGUUCCAGAGCGGUACCCCUCUUGGCCAGAGCAUAGCUCUGCUCCAUUCAUCUCACCUUUGAGGGUGCCUCCUAAAAGUGCCGACCUACCUUCGCAGGUUAGCCACUUAGAUGACAACACUGACCGAGUAGAGUCAGAUACAGCAUCUCACCCGCAGGUCUCUUCCAGCAAUGACCCACCGAGUCACCCACAACUGUUUCCGGCCCAGAGAGCACCUGCAGCCUCACCGCCCCCUCCUCAGCUGCUGCCUGGGUUGAGCCACUCUGCCACCCAGCACAACAACCAGAUGUUACCUUGGGACUUGUCGUCUUUGCGUCCAUCUCCCCUUCAUCCCAACUGGCCGUUGUCCUUGCCUCUGUCACUACGAGACACAGACGGAUCUCGUAAUGGAGGAAGGUCCCUCUGGAACUUCAACAGCAGGUACAGCAUGCUGUCUGCUGAGAUCUCAGGACAGCUCAGAAGAAUAUUUUGCCCGGAGAACUCUUAAUCAGCAAUAAUGCUGCCUGAACAGUACUUUUAUUAUGAUAAUAAACUGCUUAAAGGGAUCGUUCACCCAAAAAUGAACAUUCUGUCAACAUUUACUCACCCUCGUCCUUCCAAACCUGUAUGAAUCUCUUUCAUCUGUUUGAAAAUUGUCUCAGUGUUCAAACCAGUGUUGUUGUUUUUUGGACCCCAUUGACUUUCAUUGUAUAGACAAAAACAGUCCUUCAAAGUAUUUUCUUUUGUGUUCUGCAGAAGAAAGAAGUCAGAUAGGUUAAGAACAGCAUGGGUGAACUAUCCCUUUAAGGCAUCAGCUGUGCUUAAUGUAGUGAUGCGCAAGCCAACUCCUCUAUAUACGGCCUGCUAAACGAUAGACAUAACUUGAAAUGUUAAUUCUGCAAAUAUGUGGAUUGCAAUUAAAAGUAAUUAAUCCUUUGCUUAAUCCUCUUGGUUAUUUGCUUAUUGCAUAUAACUCUGAUUCAAGUUUGGGACUCUCCACUAUAUAUUCUCACAGCCACAUCAUUUAUUGGAAAUUAUUAUUAGUAUUCACAUUGCUUGUGUGAAAUACCAGUUCUAACUGAUUAUGACACUGAAAACAACCUUUCAUUGAAGCCGUUAUGCAAUAGUGAUGUUCCACGUAAAGGAAAAACAGAAUAAUGAGAAAAAAAAAUUACGUGGCUACCGCAACACAGACAGUAACAGCAAAACUAAAAAUGGUUUCAUUUGCUGUUCAUCGCUGAACUCUCAACUAUUUCAUAUUAAUUAAGUGGAAUGUGGAAUGAGAACAACUAUGCUAGACAUUGUGUAGUUAAUUCUUUAACUAAAUUUAUUCUCUACUAAUAAAUAUGGGGUAGGCUACAUGUAAAGUAAAUUAUUAAAGUGAUCAUGAUUAAAUAUGAAGCAUGGUCACAAUGUAGAUGGUUUUAAGCUGGGGUAAAUUUGUCUGAUAUCUGAUUGAACUCAGGCUUGUCAAACCGCAUGUUCACACUUCUGGUGUGUGGAUGUACAUGUACUUGAGUGUGUGAAGUAGAAUAAAGACAAAUUUACAGGCGCAAA
Megalobrama amblycephala (Wuchang bream) is the source of this 3147-nucleotide messenger RNA. Its product is annotated as nuclear factor interleukin-3-regulated protein. Bases 1103 to 2098 code for a protein of 331 amino acids. Lineage: Eukaryota; Metazoa; Chordata; Actinopteri; Cypriniformes; Xenocyprididae. The record is from RefSeq and is a predicted model, not a curated record. The transcript has 2 exons. Gene Ontology annotation, biological process: circadian rhythm; regulation of DNA-templated transcription. Gene Ontology annotation, molecular function: DNA binding; DNA-binding transcription factor activity. Gene Ontology annotation, cellular component: nucleus.